CUUGAGGGCCUCGCCGGUGUGUCGUGAUCGAAUUCGUCGAUGGACGACGCUUCCGGUGAGCCGCGAAGAUUGCGCAAGCGGCCCUUCGCUUGGGCGAGCGACUCUAGCGGGCACAGUGAGGAGCGAAGCAGCAGCAGCUCUGAACAGGAGCAGGCAGAUGACACAUGUGACAGAUGGGAAGAUCAGCAAACCGUGGAGAUCCACGCCCAGGUCUCUGAAGCGGUGGAGUAUUUCCAGCUGCGGGAACAGUCCAUGAACGCUGACCAUGGUGCGCCCACAAAGAUGGGUGCCGGCCCCCGCGGCGAGCGCGUGGUGGUGAGGCGGCAGGAGCGGUUGCAGGCACUCCGAGGGCGACGGCCCUUGAUGCUGCGCGAGAUUGCGAAGCAGUUGAGGGGUCGCGGCUUUGUGCGCUUGGUGGACUUUUUGGGCCCUUCAGUUGGGUCAAAUCUGCUGGAGGGCUUUGCCCAACUGUCCUGGCAGCCUGGGCGUUUGGGGGAUGCCCAAUCCAGCGAUCAGAGCAGAUCCCUCCGCGGGGACGAGAUCGCCUGGCCCAGCCUCUCUGAAGCUGGACGAUUUGGGGAAGCCUUGCAGCGCUGGAUGCAGGCGCUCGAUGAGUUGGUCGCAGACCUGCGUCUUCAUCUCAACCGCCCAGACGAGCUCUUGCGCGUGGAGCGCCGAGAGCCACCGAUGGCCUCCUGCUAUCCUCAACAUGCACGGUACAUCCGGCACUAUGACAACAACUGUGACGAAGGCUUGGGCGAUUGCAACGGGCGGCGGCUCACAGCUGUGUAUUACCUCAACAAAGGGAUGUCUCACAGUGAUGGCGGGCACCUGCGAAUAUUGGGCCAGCGCGGCAUUUAUGAUCUCCUCCCGGACUUCGAUACUUUGACCCUCUUCUGGGCAGAUCGACGAACGCCGCAUGAAGUGAUGCCCAACUUGAGCGAACGAAAGCGCUUAGCACUCAGUUGCUGGUAUGUUGAUGUGACAGAAGCACCUGAUGCUCCAGCCUUUCCCAUGCGCCUGGAGAGUCAAUCAACAGGGAGAGGGGUGACAUGUGAAGUCACCAAAACGCAUGAUCUGGCCUCCCAACAACGUCAACGUGAAGACGUAAAGCAGAAGAUAUGACAGCAAAUCAGUAGAGGAGUUGAGGGUGCGUCAGCUGAUGCUGGCUAUGCCCGCGUACUUGCCUUGACGGAGGAUUUGGAGCAAGCUUAUGAUGGAAACGAGGGCGUCAGUGGAAGGAACGGUGCCAACAAACUGCUUAAGAAAGAUUGUUGCUGGGCCUGCAGCUGCCUCCAAGCGACUUGGUGCGCCAAGACACUUUUCAGGUCUGGCAGGUAUUGGAAAAGAGCAUUCUACACCUGCAGACCACACUAUGCAUAGUAGUGGUAGAGGUCUUGAAGCUUCCAG
Molecule: messenger RNA, 1410 nt
Organism: Durusdinium trenchii
Lineage: Eukaryota; Dinophyceae; Suessiales; Symbiodiniaceae
Source: the annotation of a GenBank genome assembly